This is a messenger RNA of Salvelinus sp. IW2-2015, 2381 nucleotides long. RefSeq names its product phosphatidylinositol-specific phospholipase C, X domain containing 3 (gene plcxd3). NCBI's taxonomy places the organism in Eukaryota, Metazoa, Chordata, Actinopteri, Salmoniformes, Salmonidae. The record is from RefSeq and is a predicted model, not a curated record. Gene Ontology annotation, cellular component: synapse. Gene Ontology annotation, molecular function: phosphoric diester hydrolase activity. Gene Ontology annotation, biological process: lipid metabolic process.
GUGCCAAUAGCCUAUACACGGACAGGCAAACGCAAGGCGUAUGGAUGCAGUAGUGGAGAGCCAGACAGACAUUCGCUGUUGUAGAAUGGUACAUGGGACUGAUUAUUGAAUUAAGUUGAGUGGCUAGCUGGGCGCACCCAUAUUUUAAUGACUUCAAGAACUAAUGGCUGAAUACAUCACUCGCCUGCCAUGAGACCAUCCUAAAAGCACAACUUUAUCGAAAACACAACUCUAUCGACAUAUCCUAUGAAAAAUGGGUUCCCUAUCUAUGUGUGUACGCCAUUCAGGGGGUGUGGUGUGAACUCACUCGCUCCCGGUCACGCUGGUGUGUGUGUGUGUGGUGAGUGGAGCUCGCGCAGCACAGAGAAAGCGCACUCAAAGCUCGCGCAGGCACCGGAAAGUGGGGAUAUAGUGCGCGGCGGCAUGGCUUCGUCUCACGGGAAAAACGAACACCGGUUCGCCGACUGGAUGGCGAAUUUACCGGAGAGCAUGCACAGCAUCCCGCUUACCAACCUGGCCAUUCCAGGUUCCCAUGACUCCUUCAGUUUCUACAUAGACGAGUCCUCUCCGGUGGGUCCUGAGCAGACUGACGCUGUCCAGAACUUUGUGUCUGUCUUUGGCACGGUGGCCAAGAAGCUGAUGCGUAAAUGGCUGGCCACUCAGACUAUGAACUUCUCCAGCCAGCUGGAGGCCGGCGUCCGCUUCUUUGACCUGCGCAUUUCCACCAAGCCCCGGGACCCAGACAAUGAACUCUUCUUCGCUCAUGGCCUCUUCAGCGCCACGGUGAGAGAAGGUCUGGAGCAGAUCAGCUCCUUCCUGUCGGCCCAUGCCAGAGAGGUUGUGUUCCUGGACUUUAACCACUUCUACGGGGUUCAGAACCUGCACCAUGAGAAGUUGGUCUCAAUGCUGAGAGACGUGUUCGGGGAGAAACUCGCCCCCGUCGUCUUCGCUCAGGAGGUGAGUCUCCAGUACAUGUGGGAGAAAGAGUACCAGGUAUUGGUGUUCUACCACAGUCCUAUGGCCCUGGAAGUGCCAUUUCUAUGGCCUGGUCAGAUGAUGCCUGCUCCCUGGGCCAACACCACUGACCCUGAAAAGCUGAUCCAGUUCCUCCAGGCCUCUGUGGCUGACCGCAGGAGGAAGGGAACAUUCUUUGUCUCCCAAGUGGUCCUGACACCUAAGGCCAGCACUGUCAUGAAAGGAGUCGCUAGCGGACUGAGGGAGACCAUUACAGAGAGGGCUCUUCCAAGUAUGAUGCUGUGGAUCCGGGCCCAGAGGCCAGGAGAGAGCGGCAUCAACAUCAUCACAGCUGACUUCGUGGAGCUGGGAGACUUCAUCAGYGCUGUCAUCACGCUCAACUAUCAUAUGGAUGAUGAGGAGGAAAACGCCACCUGAGACUGAAAGACAGGGGGUGCCAAAGAGUUAAGUCCUCAGCUCAGUCUCACUUUCUCUUUGGUGUUCAUUUUCAGGAGAGGCGUUCCUCUGACUUAUUAUAUAGGGCUAUCAGAGUUUACAGAGGAAGAGAGAGAGAGGGAGGGAGAGAGAGAGAGGAGGGAGAAGGAGACAUUAAGAUAGGAGGAGAAAGGAAGGUGGAGGUGGAGAUAGGGAGGAUGGACUUUGGCGCUCGUUUAGAGCGCCGAAAGUGAAUGAGAAAUGUUUGGUUUUUAUCUGUUUUGGGGGUCAAAAGGGCAAUUGGUUUUUAACGACGCUUCGCUUGGCUUCGCUUCAAAUCUGCUGUAACGAUAACUGCUUCUAUCCUCCAAUCACACAAGCUUGUGUUUCUGGCAUUUCCAUUUCUUGUGAGGCUUAGGCUAGCUUAUUAGCAUAUUCUACAGACAUAAAUGUUGUUCGUAUUUUAGUGACAGUGACGGCCAACCUACAUCAAAACUCAUUUUCAUUGGUGCCAGUAAUACAUCUGAUUGUCGUCAACCUGAUUAGCAUGUCAACUACUCACCCAUGGCUGUAGAACUUACUUUAUGAUGGAUGGAUGGAUUGGUUGAUUGAUUGGUGGAUGGAGCUUCCCAAAUAGUUAUUAUAGUUUUUCGGAUCUCUUUCUACAUUUACUGAUUAUUUUGUCUCUGUAUCAGUCCUGUCACCACAAUGCGUAAAUUGAUAACUUCUCCUUGCAGUGCGUUGAUUUAGCUCCUAGACCACCUGUAACAGCACUUUCCCUAUGUGACAGAUUGCCAGACCGAUUGAUAUUUGUGUGUCUUUUGAUUGAUUGCCUCGCUCGAGUGCCCUCUGUAGCGUAUUGUAGAUCAGUGUUUCCCAACCCUGGUCCUCAAGCUCCCCCAACAGUGCACAUUUGUAUUGUAACCCUGGACAAGCACACCUGAUUCAACUUGUCAACUAAUCAUCAAGUCCUCAAUGAGUUGAAUGAGGUG